UCGCUAAACUUAGUCACAAAUUUAGUUAUGAAUCUCCUCAGAACGUCAUAUUUUACAAUUUUACUUAAUUUUGCCGUUCAGUUUCCCAAUUUAGAGAGCACUAUCGUCAAGAACAAGAAGUUUAACAGACCUUGUUUUGAUGAGGAUCAAGACCUUACCCAAUGUUCUGCUUUCAACGAAUUGUGUGAGAAAGAUGGGAUAAAUGGUUUCAAACUUGUUCGUCUACAGGGUAAACGGACAGGUCACGUAAGAUGGUUAGAGUUAGAAGAAGCGAGAAGUUACAAGUUAAUCACCAGAGCCAUGAAGCCAUUAUUAUUUGAGAUUCCUCAUUUUCUAACCGAUGAUGAGUGCGAUCACGUGAUCUCGCUCGCACAGGAGGCAGGACUCAGCACCAGUCAGGUUGCUCUUAAAUUUGACGAGAAAGACUUAAACGAGGUCUUGAAACAAGUUGACAGAAAUGCAACCCUUGAUAGAGAGAAUUAUUUUGCACGAGACGUGAACGUCUGGGAUACAAACAACGAUAACGUUGUUGAUACAGAGGAGUUCAGGACUUUUGCAAAGGUGUAUAAAUCACUUCACUUUAAACACGAAGAAAUAGUUCAAAUGUUAAGAAGUUGCGGGCUGGCACUCGAUAAUAAUACCGAAGGCAAAAUAACCACCAAUUACUUAAGUGAGGGAAACAUAAAGAAAGUUAUUUCCUAUAUGAGUUUUCUGAGGUCCACAAGUCCCCGACAUAAAUUCCGGUACAGCGAACAGGCUUGGCUACGUCAAGACAAAACUGCUGACCAUAUUUUACGACGGCUUCAUGAAAGAAUUUCUAGGUUAACGAAGCUCCCAAGAAAACUGCUUCAAGGUAGUGAAUCAAUGCAGGUCGUUCGCUACCAAGCAUCAGGUCACUAUCAUGCGCACUUUGACUCUGGCAUGGAUCCCAGCGUCCCUUGCUGCCAUCAAAAUGUGGAUCUAAAACCGCCCCAGUGCAGACUUUGCAGAUUCGCUACUAUUUUGUAUUACCUCAACGACGUAGAGCAAGGAGGAGAAACAGCAUUUCCACUGGCAGAUAAUUCCACUAUAACUUUUAAGGAACUCCCGAAUCCCGAAUCAGACGAAUUUAACCUAAGCAUCAGCUGUCACACGGCCAAUUUUGUUAUCCCUCCCAGGAAAGGUACUGCUUUAAUGUGGUACAACAAUUUUAUUGACCCGGACAGUGGACUUCUUGGAGACUUGGACGUAAAUUCGAUUCACGGUGGUUGUGACGUCAUUGAAGGAGAAAAGUGGAUUGCUAAUAACUGGCUGACAGCACCCACAAAAGACUCGAGACAUUCUAAGAGUGCUUAUGACGUUGGGUUUGACUGAUAAAGCAAAACCUUUCCUAAUGAGAUUGAAUCAAAGGUAGUUGGAAAAGAAUUGACAUAUGUCUGUGGGAGAUCCCUCCAUUAACUCCAGAGGUUGAGUGUGAUCCAGCAGUCGGCAGAAGAAAUGAUUAGUCACAUAUACGCUUUCCUGGUUUCCAGAAAAGAAUCGUGUCGUAUUAGGUGCUGUUGCCACCUAACCAAAAAUAAGAGAGUGUUUUUUUUACUUUUACGAAACUCUUCGCAUGAUGAGACACAGGUACGCUCUGACAGCUGUUUGAUGACGCAAAAAGUGACUCGCGCCACGUUCGAAAGUAAAAUUUAUGAAGGUUUGAACGGUGAAACGACGGAACAAAAGUAAUAAAUAUCUUGCUGACAAAAUUAACCUACCUCUAUAACUCAUUGUCUCGUUUAUGGAUAUCUAUCAUCUAACACAGAUCCAAACUUGUUAUGCCAAGCUAUGAUUUUGGUAUGGCGAAG
Messenger RNA from Stylophora pistillata, 1829 nucleotides. Its product is annotated as transmembrane prolyl 4-hydroxylase. NCBI's taxonomy places the organism in Eukaryota, Metazoa, Cnidaria, Anthozoa, Scleractinia, Pocilloporidae. Gene Ontology annotation, cellular component: endoplasmic reticulum. The record is from RefSeq and is a predicted model, not a curated record. Gene Ontology annotation, molecular function: calcium ion binding; iron ion binding; L-ascorbic acid binding. Gene Ontology annotation, biological process: peptidyl-proline hydroxylation to 4-hydroxy-L-proline.